UUUCGUAACACACAACAACGCGCGCGCGCGCCGUGCGCCGUGAAUUACGCAGAAAGCCUCCUCUCUCUCUCGUGGCUCUCUCGGUCUCGUCUCGAUCUCUCCCACCAGAUAGAUUUAAUGAUUCCAGCUCCCUACGCUGGACUUUCGGCCGGAUCAGCGCCGGCCGCGCAUCGUCAAGUCAGCUGUCGUCCAAGUCGCCGGACAGUCGAAGGAGCCGUUCGUGUGAGCGGAGAGAAGAAGAGCUCUCUUCUCCUGUCAUUCGUGCCUUCCGAAGUUCAGUACUCGGCGAACGAGACGAGCCUGGCGUGUUGCUCUUCUACCGCAUGUAUGGCGAGAACCUCAACGUGAAGGUAAUGAGAUAGAGAGAGAGAGAGAGGAAGAGAAGAAGACCGACGAAGGUUGAAACCGGCUCCUCGAGUCGGCAAGUCUCUUGACCGAACCGGGGUUACACAGAGAGAGAGAGAGAGAGAGAAGACCGUCCGUUUCACGGCGAGACCGAACAUCCGUCAAAUUUCCGAAAGCUUCUCGCGACAUCCGCAGUAACGGGACGAUUCUCCUCGAAUUGAUUCGAUUUAACAUCUGGACCGAUCGGACGCUCGCCGGUGGAAAGUCUUCUCGUAUCUCACGGUCUGUAUUCACGCGGAGCGGAAAUUCAGCCUCGGUGGGUUCAAUGAUGUCACAGGAGCGGCCGGUUUCGUAGUCGGCAAUUCGUCGCAUCAGCAAAAAGUCUCAAGGAUAGUGCGCGAAAGUAUGCGUUUGCAUUUACCGGGCGCGCGCAGAGAAGCGCGUGCCCUCGCGCAAACGACGGGGAGUGGACCGCAGUCAGUCGCCUCUGCGUCCGUCUUGUGUGAGCGAUUAACGUCGAAAAAUUUAUGUCAUCUUGGAUAAUCGCAACAGUCGCGACACAACAAUCCGACUCCCGUGUACGGAAACCGCACGUCCUCCGUGAUUUCGUUCAAGCGACCCGGACAGAACAAUGUCUAAAAUCAGGCCGUGAGACGUCUCGAACGUGCAUUUAAGACGUCCUUCUGUAAGAUGCCCUAAAUACACGUUCGAGAGGACUUCAAAGACCUCUCGUAACCCGAUUUUAGACGCUGCCCGGGGAACGAGCUAAAGCAUUAUCAUAAUUGCAUGCAGAAUACCACGCACGCGUCCGCCCGGCAACAUAUAAUCGUGCGAUAAGUAUAUCUUAGCAUAACACGCGACUGCCACGGUGUCCUUUGUGCGAUAACAGCGGUCGGAUUGAAUGAAUGAGGAGAUAAGCGUGCGGAUUGAGAUCAAAGAGAUUCCUCUCAAAUUUCACCGAGAAAUAUUUAUUCGCAAGAGGGGCGGCGGCAAGGCCGAAACUCGACCAUGGAGCUCCGUACGUUUGUCCGGCACGUUUUCACGCUCGUCGCUCUCGUGAACUGCUGCGGAUCCGUCGACGCCGAGAAACUGAGAUUGUGCCUUGUCGAAAACAUGCACACCGCAAUAAGAGUUCAUUCACUCUGUCCUAAACUGGUCGCACUGAACAGUCCGAUAGCGUGCGUCACGGACAUCAACAGAUUCAGCUGUCUGCGUCGAUUGACCGUUGGCGAAGCUGAUUUUACCGUAUUGGAGCCAGAAGACCUCGUCGCUGCAGCGGCUUACAGCGAAUACAAUGUUCUAGUCACGAAUGAAUUAAGAUUCUUCCCAAAUGAUAAACAGCAUUUUCAAAUGGUGGCUUUAGUACAUAAAAACGUGAAGCACAUAUGGGACGUGAAAGGCAAGCGAUUCUGCCACCCUGGCUUCGACGUCAGCAACGACUGGACUAAAGCCUUCUCAAUAUACUUCGAGAACUGGAUAAUCCCGAGAGAAUGCGACCCCGAUAAGACGCUGCUCGAGAACAGAGUGCACGCUUUGUCCAAUAACUUCGAGAUGGCUUGUGUCGCCGGCUCGUGGUCGCCGGACGCGAUAUUCGACGGGCAAUUGAAAUCACAGUACAGGAAUCUCUGCGCGGCGUGCGACAACCCUGCCAGUUGUUACAUCGACGACAAGUACCACGGACGCGAGGGUGCCCUGUUAUGCCUAACUGACGACGUCGGCGACGUCGCCUGGGUCAGGCUGGAUGACACUCUCCUGCACUUCAAGAAAGAGGCGGUCGACAAGCGGAAUUACAACUAUCUGUGCUCGGACGGCGGCACCAGGCCGGUCGUGUACGACAAGCCUUGCGUCUGGAUAUCGAAACCCUGGCCGGUCAUCGUGGCUAGUUCACACAUCGCCGAGAAAAUCGCCCACACGAUGAGCCUCAUGAAGAACACGACGUUCGGCUGGGAAAUGAGUGUGUUGCAGCUGAUGGAGAACUAUCACAUUUCUCCGGUCAGUACAGAAAACCUGGAAACGCCCGAGGAUUACUUAGGACGAUUCCCGGGUUUCAUGAGCGGUAACAACCGUGCGAGCUGCCGACCUUCGCGACGGGUGCAGUGGUGCGUGGCGUCCAACUUAGAGGAACGUAAGUGUCGUUGGCUGAGAGAGGCCGCCAUCGUUUACGGCGUGGAACCGCCGAUCUCCUGUAUCCAGGAAACGAGCAGAGCGUCAUGCUUGGACGCUCUGCGAAGUCGUCGCGCGGACAUCUUCGUCGCGAGACCCGAGGAGCUUCUACAGGCGAGAAAGAAAGGCCUGAAGUCUGUCGUGUACGCGUUGUCGAACAAGAAACAGGAGCUGAACAAAAUCGCGGCGGUGGUGAAGCACGACUCGAGAUUCAAGAGCCUGAGGGAUCUCAAAGGCGCCAAGGCGUGCUUCACGGGCUACAGGAGUAUCGGCUGGAACGCUUUCGUGGCGACAAUGAGGCACGCGUCCGCCGGGAAAUGGGGUUGUCAGGACGCGCAGGCGGUCGCCGAGUUCUUCAAGGACAGCUGCGUCUUCGGCCUGAGCGACAAGAGCGAGCUGCCGGCCAAUUUGUACUCCUUGUGCAAACAAGCUAUGGGCGAUGAUAUAAGCGCCUUCGACUGCUUGACUUCCGGCCUCGCCGACGUCGCCUUUGUCAAUCUUAAGGCCAUUGAGAAGAAGACCGGUAAUUUCGAUUCAGAUCACGAUGCGAGCGAGAAUAAGGGGUACAAGGCAUUGUGCUUGGACGAACCGGACGCUCAGAAAACAGGCCCAUGCUUGCUCACUUGGACGCCUUUCGGCGCGGUGAUAGCACAUGAGAAUAUCACGAGUCUGAGGCGCGAAGAGAUUUACUCGAUGCUGCUCGAGAUGGACUAUCUGUUCGGGGCGACCCUCCCCGAGAACAUGCAGACGCCUGCUUUCUCGAUGUACGGGACUUUUGACAAGGUCCGCGACGUUAUUUUCCCGGAAGAGACGCGUCAUUUGCAAUUGCACGGUCGUCAGAUGCAGCAAGUGCGCAGUUACGAUCAGAUUGUGGAGGAUCUUCUGAAGCAGGAGGCUUGCAGCGCCGCGAGCAGGUGGAUCUCUCACUUCCCGGGGGGGAUGUUCUCACUGUGUAUGGCUGUCUUAAUUACUUCAAGUCAGUUCUUGAACUGUUGAAGCACGACGAUGAUUAUGCUCUCUAUAAGGAUACCAGUAUCGUUGUGUGUGUACCAUGUAAUGUAAUAAAGAGGAGAACAUGUGACAUCAGA
Dinoponera quadriceps is the source of this 3596-nucleotide messenger RNA. RefSeq names its product transferrin (gene Tsf3). NCBI's taxonomy places the organism in Eukaryota, Metazoa, Arthropoda, Insecta, Hymenoptera, Formicidae. Gene Ontology annotation, biological process: iron ion transport. Bases 1354 to 3504 code for a protein of 716 amino acids. The record is from RefSeq and is a predicted model, not a curated record. Gene Ontology annotation, cellular component: plasma membrane; recycling endosome; early endosome. The transcript has 16 exons.